AUCCGCUGAGUGACCCUUACAAGUCCUUCUUGAUCCUGAAGCGGAAUAGGUACCGCUGUUGCUGCUGGUGUUGAAUCCAGGGCAGUAGCCGGACAUGGGGCUGGAGGACGAGCGAAAAAUGCUGACCGGGUCCGGAGAUCCCAAGGAGGAGGAAGAGGAGGAGGAGGAAUUAGUGGAUCCCCUAACAACAGUGAGAGAGCAAUGCGAGCAGACGGAGAAAUGUGUAAAGGCUCGGGAGCGGCUAGAGCUCUGUGAUGAGCGUGUAUCCUCCAGGUCACAGACAGAGGAGGAUUGCACAGAGGAGCUCUUUGACUUCUUGCAUGCAAGGGACCACUGCGUGGCCCACAAACUCUUUAACAGCUUGAAAUAAAUGUGCAGACUCAUUCACCUCAGCCUUCAUCUCCUGGGCAUCGGGAUAUUUCCUUAUGGUUUUGAACAUGCCAUUUGUUUAUUUGCGUACUGUAAGUUCAUGUGAACCUCAUGGAUUUUGGCUUAGGCCAGUAGCUUCUAUGUAACAGGAGUGGUUCCAUCGUAAUAAAGUCCAGUGAUCUGCA
Messenger RNA from Equus quagga, 554 nucleotides. Its product is annotated as cytochrome b-c1 complex subunit 6, mitochondrial. The record is from RefSeq and is a predicted model, not a curated record. Gene Ontology annotation, biological process: mitochondrial electron transport, ubiquinol to cytochrome c. Bases 95 to 370 code for a protein of 91 amino acids. The transcript is spliced from 4 exons. NCBI's taxonomy places the organism in Eukaryota, Metazoa, Chordata, Mammalia, Perissodactyla, Equidae.